UCUGCAUUUGAACUGCGAUUAUCAAGGCGCAAACAUGGCCGGACUGCGACCACUGCCAGCAGAGCUCGCUGAACUGGCCGUUACGGAGUGCAAUGAGCAGCAGUCGGAGCGGGAGACGUUUAUAGUCACGCUGCAGACAUGGAUUGCCAAGUCGCCGUAUCUCAAGGCACGCACGGAUGAGCGGCUAAUUCUGGCAUUCCUGCGCCGUUGCCGCUUCAGUGUGGAGGCAGCCAAGCGGCGCAUCGACAACUACUAUUCCCUGCGGAACGACUUUCCCGAGGUGCUCUGCGGCAGGCAGGUGGACGAGGCGCUCUUGCGGCAGUUUGAUCGCGGCAUCCACGUGAUACCCAAGCGUCCCGCUAGCUCACAGGGGCCGCGCGUCAUUAUCUCACAGUUCUGCAAAAUCGAUCCGAAGCAAUCAAAUCCCCGCGAAGCGUUCAAGCUGCUCUUCAUUCUGCUGGAGCUGCUGGCCCUGGAGUGCGACAAUGCAUCGGUUGCGGGUCUAUUCUACGUAGUGGAUGCACGUGAUGUCACCAUGGAACAAAUGCUCCAAUACGAUCCAUUUCUGCUGAAGAAGACCUUCAUGCUGGUGGAUCAGUGUCUGCCGCUACGCUUCGUAGAGAUUCACCUGGUCAAUAUGAUACCGUCGGGUCAGAAAAUCUUCAAUUUCGUCACCUCUUUUUUGCCGUCCAAGCUGCCCUUUAAGUUCGUAGUGCACAAGAAAUCCGAAGACCUAUACAACCACCUGCCGGCCGAGGCAAUGACCAUUGAGUACGGUGGCAGUAAUGGCUACCAUGCCGAGGCGCUGGACUACUGGCGCGGCAAGCUGGAGGCCUACAAGGAUUACCUGGCAACGGACUCGCAAUACUGCACCAACGAGAAGUUGCGCGUCGGCCUAGCCAAUGCCUGGGCCACUGGCGAACUGGGCGGCACCAGCGGCUCCUUUCGCAAGCUGGAAGUGGACUGAAACCUCUGUAAAGAUUCGUGCUUAAGUCUGCUUUAUUUGUAGUCUUUAAUUAAGUAGUAGCUAGAGCUAAAAAAAAAUUCUA
Molecule: messenger RNA, 1049 nt
Organism: Drosophila mojavensis
Lineage: Eukaryota; Metazoa; Arthropoda; Insecta; Diptera; Drosophilidae
Product: alpha-tocopherol transfer protein
Exons: 3
Coding region: 35-967 (310 amino acids)
Cellular component (GO): membrane
Molecular function (GO): phosphatidylinositol bisphosphate binding
Source: RefSeq, a predicted model, not a curated record